GAGAGCGCGCGCGUGUGUGCAGACAGAGUGAUGGAGGCACGAGCGCGGCGUGCAUCAAAAUACCAAAAGCAGCACGGUGACCACCGAUUCGAGCCCACGCGACCCCUGCAAACCACGCAACAGCAGCGGAAAUAAGGAGCAUCAUACACGCGCGCCUCGCGCACCGCCAUCUCCGCGUGUAGCAUGGCGGACUGAAAAAUGUCGAGCGUUACAAAAACAGCAGCAGAAGCAGCGCGAGCGCAGAGCGGCGACGGCGACGUCACACUCCGUCGGAGCGGCGGCGGCGACGGCGGCCAGGCACGCGACACUACCACUGACUGAAAACGGCGGCGCGCAUAUUUUCCCGGGAAAGAUAAGAGGGAGGAAAAAAACUGCGACAUUAAUAUUAACGUCGAUGACGCUGCUGCGCUCGUGCGCGCUCGCUCGCUCUCCUCCGUUCAUCGCGGUUAAACGGUGAGGAGGCGGGGAUGUGACGAGCCGCCUCUCCGGUUCACACACCGGCGAGCCCGCUGCUCUCUCUCUCUCUCUCUCUCUCUCUGUUUUUCUGUUUUCGUUUUUUUUCCCGCCCCGCACCGUCGCAGUGAGGCUGAGGGGACGGAUACACUGACAGAUACCGGAGCCGUUCCCCCCGCUCGCCGGUUCUGCUGGAGGGCGAGCGGCUGGUGGACCGGGGGAUGUCUGUGUUGACGCGGUUUUACCGAGAGACGCAGUUUCUGAUUUCUGUGUUUUUCCCAGCGAGUGGAGACUCCAUGUUUUCCUCCGUGUUGACGCCGCCGCUGCUGCUGUCGUCUGAUUCAUCUCUGCGUUAAAAAAAAAAAACAACUACAAAACACACCGGGUAACUGAGGUGGGGCCAAGCAGUGGGAAAAAGCCCUCCCCUGCUUCUCAUUGGUCUUCUAUACCAUGAGCUCUGGCUCCGCCCAGGAUGUGGCGGUGGAGCAUUUCCUGCGUGACAUAGAGAGGCGGGGCCAGCGGCUGCACUGCGCUGUGAUUGGCUGCGAGGAGGAGCCUCUCCGUGGCGACAUGAACCUACUGUACCGCAAGAGCCGACUGGACUGGAGACAUCGAGAUCAGGAGGGCAAGAAGAGCUCCAGUUGUAAAGAUGCCUCAUCAGCGACGGUGGGGAAAGUCCGUGACCUGGCAUCAUUCCGCCGUCAUUUCAGAAUGGGUUUUAUGACCAUGCCGGCGUCUCAGGACCUGUCUCCACACUCCUGCGCCGCUGCCAUGGCACCACGCUCUCAGUCCUGCCACGCCGUGGGCACGGGGGAGGGCGAGAGUCUGGAGAAUGGAGACUACCCUGACUCAGACACACAGUCUACACCCAACACCUCCCGCUGCCCACCAGCCAAACCCAAACGCCACCCCAGCACACGCCUCAGCUCAACACCCCAGCAGGAGCAUCCGGCCCGGGGAAGCCACGGCCCUCCGGACGCUCCACCCCCGCCACCCCCUCAGAAUUCAAAACACUCAGAGAAGAAGAAUGCAAUGAAAAAGUCAGAUUCGGGUGAGAUGCAAGGGAGGAAGGUGCCACCCCAGAAGCCUAAGCGGAGCCCAAGCACUCAGCUCUCCUUUGACCCACCGCCACCACGUGUCCCACCCCCAGCCACACCUCUUCCCUUCCAGAGUGCAGAUCCUUCGCCUCAUGGUGAGGGUGGGGAUGACGAGCCUGUCUACAUCGAGAUGGUGGGUCAGGUGUUCACCAGAGAGACCUCUGGAGCACAGACACCUCAUCCACUCACACCCAGCGCCACCACGCCCGACUCCGACUCGGACCAGGGCGAAGCUAUUUAUGAGGAGAUGAAGUAUCCCAUAGCUGAGGAUGCAGCACGUGACGCCCAGCGCCGCCUGCCACCCAAACACAGAUCGGCCAAAGCCUACCACCACUCUUCCUCUAUCUCUUCCUCCUCUUCUUCCUCCCUUCCUCGACCGGCGUCCUCCUCUCCUUCCUGCCCUUCAUCCUCCUCCAAACCCAAAGCUACCGUGUCCAUCUCCCACUCCUCCCCUCUUCCGUCCUCCACCUCCUCUGCCUCCUCUACCCCCGUGCCCUUGCAGCCCCUUUCCACCUCUCCCCACCCACCCCGUGCCCCCACCCCCUUCCUCCUGCCUGGAACUAAGUCAGAAUCAGAGAUUGGCAGCUCCAGCAAGAUCCCAGCACCGUUUCCCAACCUGCUGCAACACAAACCACCUCUGCUGGCCUUCCCCCAACCCGCCGCUGCCUCCAGUGGCAUUUCAGCGCAGCACAAGAGCAGCUCUGCCAAAUCGGGGAACUCCAGUGGUCAGGCACCCUCGAGCCUGCCUCCAAAUGCUGGCUCGUCCAGCUCCAAAGAGAGCUCGGGAGGAGAGAAGGACAGAGAGAAGGACAGGAAGGAUGGGCAUUUAGGUCCAGCGCCAGGCCUCAGAGCAAGGAGCCACUCUACCCCUUUGCCUCCAUCCUCCAAAUCUUCCUCACCGUACUCCCACCAUCAUCACCAUCACCACCCCCACCACCGGCCAUCGCACUACCACCACUACCGGAAACCUGAAAAGGAGUCGUCGAAAUCCAGAGACAGCUACAAAGAUGGAGGUCCCUCUCAGUCCUCGGCUCAGACCCAGACCAAGGAGGGCAAGUCCGUCAGCUUCCUGCUUAAGUCGGACAAGUCGGAGAGAGAGAGGGACCGGGAGAGGGACAGAGAGAGAGACACACCAGAUUCCAGCCACUCUGAAUCAGUCGUACACACGUCCCAGACCGGCACUAGCACCACCCCCACGCCUAGCCUUCCUCUCGCGACCUCAUCGUCGUCUUCGCUGUCGUCUGCGACGCAAUCCUCCUCCUCGUCAUCCUCUCAGAGGCCCCACUCUCGACCUCACCUGCAGCGCUCGCACACCCCGCACCUGCCCGCCUACAAGCCUCCUCCCUCCGACAGCCCCUUGCUCUGGACCUACCCCUCAGUGGGCUUCCGGCGGCCCCCAGCAUACGACAGCCUGCGUGGGGGUCCGCAGCUACCCAUUCUUCAACAUUCAGAGGGCGGGGCUAAGGGCGGAACCUCAACCACGCAGGCCCACCAGCAGGCCAAGGCCGGGUUUCUGCCGUGGGACAGCAGCAGCAGCCUGGGCAUCGACGAGCAGGCCUACUGGCCCAUGCACAGGAAACUGUCAUUCAGCCACAGCAGCAGAGACACAGAGAAAGAAGAUGCUCGCGUGUGGAACGGCAGUACUGACGCUUUGUUGAGGAGAGACAGAGACGAUGUUGGAGUUGGAGUGCGGGGCGGAGGUCAUUCUGGGAUACCUGUGCGGGCGUCCGGCAGAAUUGGGCACAGUGAGAGCCUGGCAGGGGCAGAUGGACCCCCAGGGUUUAGGGCGCUGCCAAGAGCAGGACUGCCCUUACCCUGCCAAACUUUCCCUGCCUGCCGAAACGGAGAGCUGGGUCGGUUGGGGAGAUCGUCCUCCACGUCAGGAGUGAGGCAGGCAGGAGGAGAUGUUCAGAGGCAGAGCAGCCUGCCGGCCAGAGAAGCCCUGAGUCAGCUUCAGGCUCUAUCUCAGGCUCCCUGCAGCCCCUCCCUAACCCGUCCGCAGAUGCAGGCGCAGCAGCAGGCUCAGUUCCAGCUCCAGCAGCUCCAUCAGCACCACCUGCAACUGCAGUUCCAGCAGCUGGCUCAGCUCGCGGCACAGGCUCAACCUCCAGCCUCUGGAGGCGGCGGUCCCGGCUCGGGCGGCCCGGUGCAGCGCGACGGUAAACUGCUGGAGGUGAUUGAGAGAAAGCGGUGCCUGUGUAAGGAGAUUAAAGCCCACCGGCGGCCCGACAAGAGCCUGUGUAAACAGGACAGCAUGCCCAUCCUCCCCAGCUGGAGGAAAACGCCUGAACCUCGCAAAACAGGCACUCCACCCUGCCAGAGACCGCAGGCCGUGGUGUGGGACACAGCCAUCUGACAAAGACAGAAGGAAGGAUGGCACGAAGGAGUGAAAUAGAGGAGGACACGUUUGGAUGGUCAUGUGUCUGAACGCUGAAAGGGGAGAUAGAUAGAUGGAUAGAUAUGCUAUGUUCACAUUACACUGCUGAAGUUUAGAGUUUGAAAUUCAACAUACAGCCUAACAUUUACCUUUGAAAAUUAACUAACCCAACAAGAUUUUACCCAACAUGCAGCUACAGUAACUCCCUAACA
Molecule: messenger RNA, 4139 nt
Organism: Astyanax mexicanus (Mexican tetra)
Lineage: Eukaryota; Metazoa; Chordata; Actinopteri; Characiformes; Acestrorhamphidae
Product: neuronal tyrosine-phosphorylated phosphoinositide-3-kinase adapter 1
Exons: 9
Coding region: 904-3906 (1000 amino acids)
Biological process (GO): phosphatidylinositol 3-kinase/protein kinase B signal transduction; neuron projection morphogenesis
Source: RefSeq, a predicted model, not a curated record